AUGUCGCGAACUUCUAUGGUAUCAAUUGGUCUGGAGGCCCUCGCGGGGAUCAUCGAAGGGCGAAAUUCGACAGCCAUUGUUCAGGCUUUUGCAUUUACCCACAUCGCUUAUGCUUUUUCAAUUUUAAUUGAUGAUGAGAUCAAGGUUCAUACCCAAGAAUGGUUUCAAGAUUCCUUGUCUUGGGUAUCUGAUCUUGGAUCUGAGAGGCAGCGAACGAGUUAUGCUCACAUUGCCAGAGCGCUGUGGCAACCUCUUAAUCCAUUGACUGAGAGGAUAUUUCCCCGUCUGUUUCCUGCUGGGGAUGAGAAUAGAUUACUGUUGGUCUGCAGGAGGUUUCUUGAUGGUGGGUUCAACUUGGAGUGCACCGGGUAAUGCUAACGAUUAAUAGUUUCUGAAAGCUUUGGCUCCUCUGACAAAAUCCCGUCUGAUGGUGAAAAGAUAGCGGCUUGUAAAACACGUUUUGUGAAAUAUGCCAAGAAACAGGUCAUUGACGAGUUAAUCAAGACGGUAAGCAUCGAAGCCUUUAUCGAAGAUGUAGUCAAGGUCGAGAAGCGAUUAAAUCGUGGCUAUAUCCAAAACGUUCGCGAGCUGGAACUGGAACUAAUGUGUGCUGGAAAGGUAAGCUCGCUAUCAUUUUCACCACUUAGUUUUAUACUGACGCUCGAUAGCUUGCAUCUCAAUCUGAACUGGCCUAUACACGCUUCCUUUCGCACGUGACGAAACUCUGCAAUUCUCUCUAUGGACCAUCGCCCAUACGAGAACGUGCUGUCUACCAUAUUGGGGAUAUCUCACUCGUUAAGAAGCUUCUUCCUGAAGAACUGUUCAGCGAACAGAAUGAUGAGGAAGAGAGGGAAUUCGAACUCGAAUUGGAAGAUGAUUUGCCGGUUGGAUUUGAGGUUGGUAUGAUGGGAACUUGUGAUGAACGAUCUAGAAUUAGGAUUGAAUGUGUUCUGCAUUCUGAUGAGGACCUCGAGAAUGGCUUGUAAGUUUUUAACUGCAUCUUGUUGAUUCCAGCUAAUUCCUAUACAGCUCAUCUCCACAAGAGAACCAAACACAACCUCCCUCCCCCCUCGUCACCAUUCCCAUCCCACUCCACCGCUCAAAAUCCUCCCACAAUCCCUCAACCCCCAAACCCUCACAUCCCAUCCAAAACCAUCCCAAAUCAUCAAAUCCAACCUCCCAAGAACCCCCAAACUACCAAUGCUCUCUCUGCGAAUACAUACCCUCCGGGAAAGAAAAAUGGAAACCCUCGAAUCUACGCCGACAUCGGAGGACGCAGCAUGCGUCCACUGAGACGAAGGGGUUGCAUAUCUGUCCCUGGCCGGGGUGUCGGAAGAGUUUUACUAGGAGUGAUAAUUUGAGGAGUCAUGUUAGGGAUAAGGGGCAUGAGGUGGGGGUUGGGGGUGGGAAGGAGGUGGCUGAGGAAGAGGAGGAUGAGGGGCGUGAUGGUGAGAGGGAGAGGGAGAGGGUGAGGAAGAGGAGGAAGGUUGGGAGGGGGAGGGGAGGGGAAUAG
Molecule: messenger RNA, 1513 nt
Organism: Hymenoscyphus albidus
Lineage: Eukaryota; Fungi; Ascomycota; Leotiomycetes; Helotiales; Helotiaceae
Source: the annotation of a GenBank genome assembly